AUGUCAUUCGGACGCCCGCCCUCGAUCUCGGGUGGAUUCCAGGUGAACCCGCCCGACCGCGGCUCGUUCCCGCUAGACCACGACGGGGAAUGCAAAGAGGCGAUGAUGCGCUACCUCGACUGCCUGCGGAAGCACGCGAGCGCGUCGACGGAGUGCCGGCACCUGAACCGCGACUACCUGGGCUGUCGGAUGAAGAAAGGCCUGAUGGAGCCGGACGAGUGGAAGAACCUCGGCUUGUCGAAUCUCAAGGGCGACGACCCUCCU
Messenger RNA from Heterobasidion irregulare TC 32-1, 264 nucleotides. RefSeq lists its product as uncharacterized. Gene Ontology annotation, biological process: mitochondrial respiratory chain complex IV assembly. Gene Ontology annotation, cellular component: mitochondrial intermembrane space. The record is from RefSeq and is a predicted model, not a curated record. The annotation marks the transcript as partial. Lineage: Eukaryota; Fungi; Basidiomycota; Agaricomycetes; Russulales; Bondarzewiaceae. The transcript has 3 exons.